AUGGCUGCCGCACCAACGCACCUCCCACAGAGUGACCCCUUGGACUGUGAGGCCUCAGUCAACGCCCACGUCGAGGAGCAGCUCUCCACCUCCUACCUCUACCUGGCCAUGGCCGUUUUCUGCCACCGCCCAGAGGUGGCUCUGAAGCACUUCUCGAGCUUCUUCCUUCGCUACUUUGACUGCUGGGCAGAGCUCACCCAGCAACUCAUGGCCACGCAGACCCAAAGAGGUGGGCGUGUGAUCCUCGGAGACAUGGAGCAGCCCGAGACCAGUGAGUGGCGUGGCGGCCUCCAUGCCAUGGAGUGUGUCUUCCAUCUGGAGAAGAGCGUCAACCAGGGCCUCCUGGAGCUUCACCAGCUGGCGGCCAGCAAGAGGGACCCCCACUUGGCCAGCUUCCUGCAGUACCACUACCUGAGACCCUAG
This is a messenger RNA of Octodon degus (degu), 423 nucleotides long. RefSeq names its product ferritin heavy chain-like. Gene Ontology annotation, molecular function: ferrous iron binding; ferric iron binding. Gene Ontology annotation, biological process: iron ion transport; intracellular iron ion homeostasis. Lineage: Eukaryota; Metazoa; Chordata; Mammalia; Rodentia; Octodontidae. The transcript has a single exon. Bases 1 to 423 code for a protein of 140 amino acids. Gene Ontology annotation, cellular component: cytoplasm. The record is from RefSeq and is a predicted model, not a curated record.